AUGGCCGAGAAAACAAAGAAAUCUGGAGGUGGCUUAGCAGGUAUAGUUGCUGGUGAUAGUGCUAUUUCUACAGUUGGUAUUGGUAUGGGUUUAAACUAUAGAGGAUAUGACAUUGUAGACCUUGCAAAGAACUCUACUUUUGAAGAUGUUGCUUACCUUAUUCUUUUUGGAAAACUUCCCACUUCAAAAUAGUUGGAAGAAUUUUUGGAUUAAAUUGUAAAAGCAAGAUAUCUUCCUGCUUAGUUGAAAGAAAUUCUCGAAAGAAUUCCUGUUGAUGUUCAUCCUAUGGAUAUGAUGAGAACUGUUAGUUCAUUCCUAGGUUUGAUUGAGCCAGAAACAAAAGAAAAUGACUAAUAUAAAGUAGCAAUUAGAUUAUUAGGUAUUUUUGGUCCUGCCAUGGCUUAUUGGUACCACUUUGCUCAUAGUGGAGUUAGAAUCAACGAGCAAACUGGUCCUAAAGACACAAUUGCUUGUAACUUAGUUAAGCUUUUGCACCUUAGUCAAACUGCUGAUCCUUUAAUAGUUAGAGCUGUUGAUGUUUCUUUAAUCCUCUAUGCAGAACAUGAUUUCAACGCUUCAACUUUUGCAGCAAGAGUUACUGUAAGUACUUUGGCAGAUUUCUACUCUGGCAUAACAACUGCAAUAGGUACUUUAAGAGGUCCCCUCCAUGGUGGCGCCAACGAAGCUGUCAUGCAAUAUUUAGAAAAUAUUCGUAGUAUUGAAGAAGCUAAUUCCUUUUUAACUGAAUCUUUUAAAUCUAAGAAGUUGAUCAUGGGUUUUGGUCAUAGAGUUUAUAAGAAUGGAGAUCCUCGUAGCGACAUUAUUAAAGAAUACAGUAAGCUUUUAGCUGAAAAAUAGCCUAAGUUUGGCAAGAAAAUCCUUUAUUAAAUAAGUGAACAUAUUGAAACCAGAGUAGUAAAUGAGAAAAAGAAAUUCCCUAACUUAGAUUUUUACUCUGCUUCUACCUAUCACUAAUGCGGAAUUCCUACUGAAUUAUUUACUCCCAUCUUUGUCAUGUCUAGAGUAACUGGUUGGGCUGCACAUAUUUUUGAAUAAAGAGCAAACAAUAAGCUUAUCAGACCAACCUCUAACUACACUGGUCCUUAAAAGCUUUCAUUUGUUCCCUUAAAUCAAAGACUUUGA
Messenger RNA from Tetrahymena thermophila SB210, 1143 nucleotides. RefSeq names its product 2-methylcitrate synthase/citrate synthase II. The record is from RefSeq and is a predicted model, not a curated record. Lineage: Eukaryota; Ciliophora; Oligohymenophorea; Hymenostomatida; Tetrahymenidae. Gene Ontology annotation, biological process: carbohydrate metabolic process; tricarboxylic acid cycle. Gene Ontology annotation, molecular function: 2-methylcitrate synthase activity. Gene Ontology annotation, cellular component: mitochondrial matrix; cytoplasm. The transcript is spliced from 4 exons.